AUGAACGAUGGAAGAAGCUGUUCAGGGGAAACUCGAAGAGAAACAGGAGCUGGAAACCGAAAAGGAACACAGCACUGGAAGGGACGACAGUGGAGGCCACGCAUGAAGAUCUCCUGCCGGAGCUGUCGCAGCAGACCUCAGAAAGGAAGUGAGGAAGAUCAAGGCGGCAGGCGCAAUCGAGCAAGAAAAUGGAGAAGGGGGCGGAGAAGAGUUCGCGCCGCAGCCGCGCUCCGAACUGCACCCUCGUUGAAGGCGAGGAUGAAGACGCUUCUGCGGAUGAGGCGGGACAAAGAACAAAUGGAACGCACACGUGUCGCGUUCCUGCGUUGCAAACUCUUCAAAGCACGAUCCUGGACGCGAUCGCCAGUCGGUGACGCGGAGCCUUCGUCGCUGCAACCCUUUAUCGAGCUCUCACGGCUUCCGCUUUCUCGCACGAAGGCUACCGAGGCUGACGAGCCCCGAAGAGAGACUGAGCUAGCAGGUCUUCGAAACCUAAAAAGGUCCCAGCUGGCCCAUGUAUCUUUACGAGCACUUUAG
Besnoitia besnoiti is the source of this 537-nucleotide messenger RNA. RefSeq lists its product as uncharacterized. The transcript has a single exon. The record is from RefSeq and is a predicted model, not a curated record. Bases 1 to 537 code for a protein of 178 amino acids. NCBI's taxonomy places the organism in Eukaryota, Apicomplexa, Conoidasida, Eucoccidiorida, Sarcocystidae.